Ylistrum balloti is the source of this 1266-nucleotide messenger RNA. RefSeq names its product putative ubiquitin carboxyl-terminal hydrolase 50. Gene Ontology annotation, biological process: protein deubiquitination. The transcript is spliced from 12 exons. NCBI's taxonomy places the organism in Eukaryota, Metazoa, Mollusca, Bivalvia, Pectinida, Pectinidae. The record is from RefSeq and is a predicted model, not a curated record. Gene Ontology annotation, molecular function: cysteine-type deubiquitinase activity. The coding region runs from base 1 to 1266 and encodes 421 amino acids.
AUGUCUUUUAAGGCGAUUGUUGCGUGUCGAGACUGCUGCCAUAGAUUGUGUUUGAAACAUGCUAAGGAUACAUUGCGCAUUCUAGUACGCAAAAGAAGCAAAUGUGAAAAGAUUCAUGGCAAACGUCAGUUUGUCAGUUGUGAAAGAUGCGAUAUUGAAAUUCCAGCUGAUCAACUGGAAAAACAUGUUCAAGAAUAUGAGGCUCGUCUUUCUUCGUCAACAAGAAAGGAGUCGCUUAUGCCAAGUGAGUCUGCUCAAAUUACGGAAGGAAUUCCAAAACACAGUGAGGACAUCGAAAGGAAAGAAAGUUUAAAUCGGAGACUGGAUACCUCGGUGGACAUGGAAACUGACGUGGAGGGUCAGUUGGCCGAAUUAGCAAAUGGAGGCAUACAAAAUCAAUCAAGAACUCAUUUGAAAAGCAAAAAUUCGUACGAGAUGGAGAUGGAAGCGACAGAUAGAGACGUCAUUACUUCGAAUUCAACAGACAGUGGAACACGAGAUCUUCAAAAGAAUGCAGAGAAAACCAACUCACCAACGGUUCUUGGCCAGACACCGGGAUUUACGGAAAAGUUGGAAAAGUAUUGUCAGCACAGUACACAGAACGAAGAAAAGAAAACAGCAGCUACUGGCUUAAAAAAGCGCAUGGAAGAAGAACAGGAUCAUUGUCCUGUUGUCCUUUUUGAAAGCCGCCUCAUCAGUAAAUUCACCUACGGGGGAUGCGAUCAUGAAGAAACCGUUGAUGAUCAACUCUUUCGUAGCAUCAUGGUACCAGUUCAAGAAAAUGUGAAAACACUGGAAAAUGGACUUCACCUAUUUUUUAAAGGAGAGGAAUUCCCAAGUAGCACUUUGCCAUGUAGAGAGUGUAACGUUUCUCCUGACAAACACACGGUUACAACACAAGUUCUUCAAAUUGUCAAGGCUCCAGAAAUUUUGAUGCUGCAACUAGCUCGAUUUGAGGAGGUGCCGAUGGCAGGGUCAUACAAGGAACUGAGAAAGACAGACCAUAUAGUGGAGUUUGGAAAGUCUUUGAUUUUGGAAAAACAAUAUCACCAAGACAAGAGAGAGCUGCAGUUUCAGCUAUACGGAGUCGUCUUACACUCUGGAAGCAUGCAUGGCGGGCACUACACCUCAUUUGUGAGGAAAGCUAAAACCAACAGAUGGUUUUAUUGUAAUGACUCCAGUGUCCGUGAAGUACGCGAACGAAUGAUAUUUCAAGAGUCGACAUUUAGAAAAGCUUAUGUACUCUUUUAUAGCGACCAAAUUUAA